Molecule: messenger RNA, 7067 nt
Organism: Toxotes jaculatrix (banded archerfish)
Lineage: Eukaryota; Metazoa; Chordata; Actinopteri; Toxotidae
Product: multiple epidermal growth factor-like domains protein 6
Exons: 38
Coding region: 2-4870 (1622 amino acids)
Molecular function (GO): calcium ion binding; protein binding
Source: RefSeq, a predicted model, not a curated record
UAUGUUCCCAUAUAUUUUCACUUUGUGUGUGAUAUUACUCAGCACCAUGCACAUCGCAUCAUCUUUGGAGCUGCAGCUUGGCAUGCCAAAUGUUUGUGCUGAACAGGAGAUGUCCAUGUUGGGAGCCCGUCAGCCUUGUGUCCAGGCUUUUACUCGCAUGGCCAAGGUGUGGAAACAGGGCUGCAUUAACCACAGAUGGUGUAUGGGCUACGAGAGAAGGACAGCAUACUACACAGGGUACAGGCAGGUGUACAGCAUGGAUUUGCACACAGUCUACAAGUGCUGCCCAGGUUGGACUCAGAAGGGAAACGAAAUGGGUUGUCUGCAUAGAGUCUGUGGUGCCAAUACAUGUUUCAAUGGAGGCCGAUGUGCAGAGACUGAAGACCAGAUAUGUCAGUGUCCAUCGGGCUUCAAAGGGACACAAUGCCAGUAUGAUGUUAACGAAUGUGAAGUGGAUGAAGGCGGCUGUGAAGGGUACUGUUGCAACACAAUUGGCAGCUACUACUGCAAGUGUCCUGAAGGCAGUAGACUGGGUCCAGAUGGCAAGUCAUGUCAAGAUGUAAAUGAGUGCGAGGAGCUCAAUGGAGGAUGCCAGCAAACGUGUGUGAACACACCGGGUUCUCAUCGCUGUGAGUGCAGCGAAGGCUUCCGCAUGCACGCUGAUGGUCGGACCUGCAUUGCUGUGACUUCUUGCUCAGUACUGAAUGGUGGAUGUGAGCACAAGUGUGUGGACAUGGGGAACAAUCACUACAAAUGUGAGUGCCGAAAGAACUACCAGCUGAAGAGAGAUGGGAGACACUGUGAAUUGAGGGACCCCUGUGAGGAGAGGAAUGGAGGCUGCGCCCAGCUGUGUCUUUCUGAAGAUGGCGGGGCUCAGUGCAGCUGCCGACCUGGUUUUACACUGGCUGCAGAUGCCAAGAACUGUGAAGAUAUUGAUGAGUGCAGUUCAGGCCAUGCCAGGUGUUCCCAUGGAUGUGUCAACAUGCUGGGCUCCUUCAGCUGUGUGUGUCAUCCAGGCUUUGAACUUGGUGCAGAUGGCAAACAGUGCUACCGCAUUGAGAUGGAGAUCGUCAACAGCUGUGAGAAGAACAAUGGAGGCUGCUCUCAUCAUUGUGAGCACACCACCAACGGCCCCCUCUGCUCAUGCAACCACGGCUACCAGCUAGACCAAGACAGGAAGACCUGUGUUGAUAGUGAUGAGUGUGUCAGUGGGGAGUCCUGCUGUAGUCACUUCUGUAGAAACUACCCAGGUGGCUACGAGUGCAGCUGCAGAGCCGGCCACAGACUAAACCCAGACGGCUGUGGCUGUGACGACAUUGACGAGUGCGUAGCAGAGACCUCAGGCUGCGAACACUACUGUGUCAACUCCCUGGGAACAUAUGAGUGUUUUUGUCGACUGGGCUUCCGCUUGGAUCAGGACCAGCACUCCUGCAUCUCACUUUAUGGCAGAGAACUAGAAGAAGAGGAGGAGGAGGAAGAAGAGGAGGAGCAGCUGGAGGUCCAAAGAUUACCAGAUCUGCUAUUCCGCAAUGCUCCUCAGCUCCUGCAGUAUACGGCAGCCUUGCACUCCCCUUAUGACAGUGAUGAUUAUGAUGGUGAUGAUGGCGGUGAUGAUGAAAAAGAGUUAGAGAUCCAGAGAGACCGCAGGGGGGAACUUAGGCUGGAGAGCCACAUAGUGUGUCUAGAUGGCUCGUUCGGGGAUGACUGCAGUGUGAGCUGUGAAGACUGUGUAAAUGGAGAGUGUGGUGAAAACAGAGACAGAUGUCAGUGUUCACCUGGAUGGACUGGGAUCAUCUGCAACAGGACUUGUCCACAGGGGACCUAUGGGCAGGCCUGUAACAGUCUGUGCCGCUGUCAGAACGGAGGCUCGUGUGACCCUGUGACUGGGAAGUGUUUGUGUCCCCCAGGGGUGGAGGGCCUGCUCUGCGAGGAUGGUUGCCCAAGGGGUUAUUUUGGGAGGCACUGUAGAAGAAAGUGUAACUGCCCCAACAAUGGACACUGCCAUCAUCUGUAUGGAGCCUGCCUGUGCUCUCCAGGAUUAUAUGGUCGUUUUUGCCACCUGCCUUGUCCCAGGUGGACGCACGGUGCAGGCUGUUCCAAGGAAUGUGACUGUAUUCAAGAACAUUCCUCUGGCUGUGACCCCAAAACAGGGAGCUGUUUCUGUAAAGCUGCAUACCACGGCCCACAGUGUGAGAAAGAAUGUGAUCCUGGCUUCUUCGGGGCAGGCUGUGAGCAGCCAUGUGACUGUCCAGGUGGAGGGUCAUGUGACCCCAGGACUGGAGAGUGCAGCCAGCGAUGCCCUGCAGGACUUCACGGAGACAGAUGUCUGCUCGCCUGCAAAGCUGGGAGCUAUGGCGAAAACUGUCGUCUGACCUGUGACUGUGGAGGGAGUUCUUGUGAUCCCAUAACUGGACACUGCAUCUGUCCUCCUGGGAAGACAGGACGCUCCUGUCAGGAAGACUGCCCUGAUGGAUUCUGGGGGUUGCAGUGCCAGUCAUCUUGUCCUCCCUGUGAGAACAGAGGCUCAUGCAAUAAACAGACUGGAAGCUGUGACUGUAAACCAGGCUUCACAGGAAACCUCUGUCAAAAUGAGUGUCCCCCGGGAUACCAUGGACCAGGCUGUUUUAUGCAAUGUUCAUGCCACCCUGAUGCGAGCUGUGACCCACAGACAGGUCACUGUGUCUGCCCUCCGGGCAAAACAGGCCAUGACUGUACAACAUCAUGUGACUCUGGUUACUGGGGCCAAGGGUGCUUCACCAAAUGCCAGUGCCAGGACAGCUCUCUGAGCUGUGACCCUGUCACCGGUCAGUGUGUGUGUGAGGCUGGCUUUAUUGGAAACCAGUGUGAAAAAAAGUGUGUAAAUGGCAGUUACGGGCAGGGCUGUGUCCAGCAGUGCCAGUGUCAAAACGGAGCCCAUUGUGACCAUGUGAGUGGAGCCUGCACGUGUUCCCCCGGAUAUGCUGGCACUUUUUGCGAAAAAAUGUGCCCGGACGGCUUUUACGGUCUUGACUGUGGCCAGAUGUGCGAGUGCAGGAACGGUGCCCGCUGCCACCACAUCACAGGAGUCUGCCUAUGCACCGCCGGCUGGGCAGGACCACACUGCAUUCUGGAAUGCCCAGAGGGUCAUUUUGGUGAGAAGUGCAGUCAGACCUGUGACUGUCAGAACGGAGCCAGGUGUGACCACGUCACCGGGCGAUGCAGCUGCACGGCCGGGUGGACUGGAGUCAGCUGCCAACUGCCCUGUCCUGCAGGACAAUAUGGGGAACACUGUUCUGGCCAGUGUCUGUGCCAGAAUGGGGGAUCUUGUGACAGCGUGACAGGCCAGUGCUCCUGCACACCCGGCUGGGCUGGAGCCGCCUGUGAGUUAGAGUGUGAGGAAGGACAUUAUGGAGAGAACUGCUCUCAGGCCUGCAGCUGUGCAAACGGAGGGAGAUGUGACAGAGUGACAGGAAGAUGUGUGUGUCAGCCUGGUUGGAUAGGAGAGCUCUGUCAGUCAGCCUGUUCUAAGGGAUUUUUUGGAGAGGGCUGCGAGCAGAGGUGUGACUGUGUCCAUAGUUCGAGCUGCCACCAUGUGACGGGCCGCUGUGAGUGUGAGCCAGGCUGGAGAGGAGCCAGGUGUGACAAACCCUGCCUCCCGGGGUCCUACGGUGCUUCCUGCUUCCAGCGGUGUCAGUGCCAGGCUGGGGUGUCCUGUCACCACGAGACAGGGAGUUGUGGCUGCCCAGCUGGACUCACAGGGCCUGGAUGUGAGAAAACCUGUUCUGCAGGCAUGUUCGGGCAAAACUGCAGCCAGCUGUGCCAGUGCUCAGGUGAUCAAGAGCAGUGCCAUCCUGUGACGGGGAGAUGUAGCUGCUUGCCUGGUUACCACGGGCCACACUGUGAGCUACGAUGUCGAGCAGGGACUUUUGGACCAAACUGCAAGUCCAGAUGUAGCUGUAUCAAUGGUGGUCGCUGUGACUUCAGGACUGGAACUUGCUACUGUCCGCCAGGCUUCAUCGGAGCUGACUGCAGCUCAAGUUGUCCGAGUGGGUACUAUGGGAAGGACUGUGCUAAGAUGUGCUCCUGUGGGGAAGGAGGGCAAUGCCACCCUGCAACCGGGAGGUGCAUCUGUGCCCCUGGUAGGAUGGGACAGUCCUGCCAACAAGCAUGUCCCAGAGGACGUUACGGCCUACAGUGCAGAAAUACAUGCAGCUGCCAGAACGGGGGUCUAUGUGACCCUGUUGAUGGGUCCUGUAAGUGUGGACUGGGCUGGACUGGGCCACGCUGUGACACAGCCUGUUCACAGGGAAAAUAUGGGCUUGAUUGUGCACAGGACUGUCCAUGCCUCAACAAUGGGACCUGUGACCGUUUUACUGGCACCUGCAGCUGUACUGCUGGAUUCUACGGCCACUCCUGUCAACACAAAUGCCCUUCAGGUUUUUUUGGAGUGAAUUGUGCCUAUACCUGUGACUGUAAGGUGGGUCAGACAUGUGACCAUGUGACAGGCCAAUGUGUAUGUCCACCAGGCUACUAUGGACCACAGUGCCAAAGACGGUGUCAAGCUGGCAGCUUUGGACUGAACUGUGCAAAGUCAUGUGACUGUGCUGGCGAGGCCCCAUGUGAACCAUCGACUGGACGGUGCCUCUGUCCCUCAGGAAGGACAGGACAGAGAUGUGAAAAAGACUGCGGUGGGGAUCGUUUUGGCCCCGAAUGCUCUCUGCUGUGCCAGUGUUCCCAUGGGGCCCUCUGUGAUGGGCUGACUGGGCGAUGUCUGUGUUCGCUCACCUGGCUGGGCCCCACCUGUCGUGAAGCUCUGCUGCACCAAAGCCCAGGACCACUGAACCCCUCUGUGUCCCAAAGAAAGAGAAGAGCAGGCAGCAAAACCACAUAACCCAAGCAGAGGUGCACACUGCUGACUGGACAUUCAAACACAGCGCUGUGUGAAGCUAGUGAAGCAAGAUCAUCUUGGUAAAGGUGGUUGGUAUUACUAUGUUUUUGUGAUACUGGUACUCAGCUGUCAGAAACUAGCUCUCCAUCACUGAGCCUGGAGUUCAAGAUAAUCAACCAGUGAACCUGGAAAUGUGAGGGGCCCUCAAAGGACCAUAAACUCUAAACUGACCCCGCACUGUAAGAUUUAACGUCCAGGGUUACACAGACUUCUUAGAAAUACACACAAAUACCUGCAUCGCAUCUGUUACCAUUGCUGAUUGAAAGUUAAUUUGCUUUCCACUCCACCGUUCAACGACUUUUUAAAGGUUUGGUUUCUUUCUUAAGGGCAUUUGGACAAGACAUGUGACUGAAUCAGAGACUUUCUUGUAACUGAAGAGCCUUUGCAUCUGCUACCAAAUAUAUAGUUUGUGUCCAGAAAAAAAACUUGAUGGUUACUAUAAUAGAAUGCCAAGCAUAUUUUUGGUGAAAAUUAAAUUCCUCUAAAACAGAUUUAGAAAUAUAUGGGUGACUUGCAUACUUAUUCUGAGAAAUAAAAACAGCAAGAUCCACAUAUACAGGGACUCAUGUGAGCUACAAAAAUAUGGUCCAAUAGAAGAGACAUAAAUGUUGAAGCAGACAGUGUUUUGUUGUUAAAAAAAAAGAUUUAAAAAAAGAGAUAUUUUAAAAUAAAUACCAUUACUCUACUUUGAAUAAUAAUUUAUAUUUGUUUUUUUCCACAGCAAAGGCCAGUUACCUGGUUAAAUAACCACAAAUCCAGCCUCUGUCAUUAUGCAAAUAUCCUUCAAAAAUGUAACUGCUUGACACAAGAUGUCUACUACUUUACUGAAAUGUCUAUUCUCUUCUGUGCACUGGAAGCUUCAAGUUUCCAUAUCAAACUUCUGUAAGUUGCGCACUGGAGCACGAUUGGCUUCCAAACAUGUUUUGAUGUCACAAAAUCCUGAUUGUACCUGUAAGUCUUAAACUCAGAUUUAAGGUAAGCACAGAGGAACUUUCCCCCUUCAGCAAAUGAUGACACAAAGACAUGGUCAAACAUCCAAGUGAAGUAACAAUAUGAUAAACAUGUUUUAGUUGAGGGGAGUUUAAUAUCAGGAAUCAAACAAAAUCAAAUUGGCAUUUCUUUUUUUUUUAUUAACAUUUUCUAAAAUAAAUUUUGAGUCCCGUAACAAACAUACAGAUGUUGCAGGAUGGAAGAGUAGAUUUCUUCGUUGAUGUAAAUCUGGCACAUGUACCCUUCAAACAGUGUUUGCAUCCUCAUCAAACUAUGACGUAGUUCACCCACAAAACACUGAAAUGGCUCUGUGUCUCUGUCAUAUAAGUAGGGAAUCGUAUUACUUACACAUUUCUUUUAUGUGUGUUUAUUCACUUAUUAUAUUAUAAUUUGUUGUUAAAGUUUUUAUGUUUUGAUUCUCACACAUUUGCCUUUUGUUCUUUGUGAAAAUGCAUCAUUUCCCAAAUGAAUCCAACUCCCAUAGUUGUUUCGUAGAUUUACAAAUUAAUCUAAACAGUUUUUUCUUGCUAUUUCACAAGAGCGGACUCAUCCUCACCUUAACUUAUUUAAUUGUUCAAACACCUAUCUGUUACAGACAUCUGUGAAAAUAUUGUCUACCUGUAAGUUGUUUCUUAAUGCUGAAUAUGACAUGAACAAGCUUCAUUUACCAGCAUUGGAAAAGAAACUCUUCAUAUAUUGACACUGAUGGUGGAUUUUCUUAUUGUAGUGCAGUGUGCUAGUUUUGAUACACUUCAGGCAAAACUUUCAUGCAACUUUGCUUGUUUUGAUCUGUGUUUAUUGAAGCAGCAGGUGAUACAGAGUUUGGGAGUUUUACAGAAAAUGAUAAAAUUGAUCCAAAUCUUUUCCUACAGUACUUUUCUGUGGCUGUUUUUUUUUCUUUCUAACCACACGAUAAGAUUAAGUCCCAUAUCACAACUGCUACCAUUUACCAUACAUUUUAUUUGAUGGUUCAACCCUUUUACAGAAAACUGUCCUUGUUUUAUAUCUCAGGUCAUUUAUCAGUCAUAACCUACUGUGCUCAUUUUCUAAUGGCACACUUAUGUCAGCGGUGCUACAUUGAUUCAUUUUGUUGGAUUUGAUGAAUACUGUUUUUACUAUAUCUUCCCUUUGUCUUUUUGUUUCCUCCAUG